Oncorhynchus keta (chum salmon) is the source of this 6345-nucleotide messenger RNA. RefSeq names its product protein GREB1-like. The coding region runs from base 4 to 4905 and encodes 1633 amino acids. NCBI's taxonomy places the organism in Eukaryota, Metazoa, Chordata, Actinopteri, Salmoniformes, Salmonidae. Gene Ontology annotation, biological process: multicellular organism development. The transcript is spliced from 25 exons. The record is from RefSeq and is a predicted model, not a curated record.
AGCAUGUGUGUGUCAGUAGGCCGGGUAGAGAAUGAGAAUGAGGAGGAGGAAGAUGGCUCAGAGUCCAACAGCCCUCCCGUCCCGUACAAGAUGAAGCCCUCCCCAGAGGGAUGCUGCACGACGGACGGGUUCUGCCAGGCGGGUAGAGACCUGCGUCUAUCCUCUCUGUUGUCAGAGCCUCAAGACAUGCCCCCAGGAUUCCAGCUGGUAGGGGCCUUGUCUGCAGGCACUCCAGACACCCUGCUGGUGUGUGCAGUCGACCGCAGGUUCCUGCCCGAUGAACGGGAAUGCAACGCACUGCUGGGGUUCUCGGGGAACUGUAUAGGCUGUGGAGAGAAGGGUUUUCGCUACUUCACAGAAUUCUCCAACCACAUCAACCUGAAGCUGAGCACCCAACCCAAGAAACAGAAGCACUUAAAGUACCACCUGUACAGGAACAACCAGGGACAGCUGGUCAGAGGGGCUGCUAUCUGCUGGAAGGGCCUCGAGAGCAGUGGGAGACAGACAACGCAGCCCAACGCCUCUGACGGGCAUGUAACCUCAGACGAUCACUUCCCCAACCCAGCAGUCACCGCUCACCCUGCACACACACCCGGGAACUACACAGCCAGUUUCCCUUUAGAACACAUUGCCCCCCCUCCCCUGGGCAACGGGAGCCACAUCCCCCUAUCCCAGAAUCCUCUGCCCCAGACUCCCAUACUGUCGAAAGGAGCUGGGAGACCCACAGUUAUAGGUACACUCAAUACGGGACCACUUAAAAAGAGACACAGAGGCUGGUCUCCUGCUGGGGCUGAGUCUGCUGUGAAGACCCCCCUAUCUUCCUCCUCCUCUUCCUCAUCACUCACCAAUUGGACCAAACCAGGUCAUGGCAGCCUACCUCGGCUGAGUGGUAAGGUGUCUGAUGUGCAGGUCAGUUCCCUGCUCCAGAGCUGCUAUCAGAACUGCCAGGCCCUGCCCAGGGUCUACCAACACUACGGACCCUCUCCCAUACAGCCCCUGUCUGUAGAGAUGCAGAUACUACUCACUGUGUACUACCUGGUGCAACUAGGUCCAGACCAGGUCCUGCUGGUUGAGGACCUGGAGCAGAUCUUCAUGCGUUCCUGGAGAGAGUCCCACCUCAGUGAGAUCCGCCAGUACCAACAGCCCCAGCCUGGCCUCUCCCUCCCCCAGGCUCCCUACACCCUGCCUGGGCUUCCACUGCCCCAGGCCCAGCCUGGCCUCUCCCUCCCCCAGGUUCCUUACACCCUGCCUGGGCUUCCACUGCCCCAGGCCCAGUCCCUCACCCCCUCCCAGCUGCCCUGGCUGGCCAACCUGGCAGCCUCGUCAUGUGGGGAGGGAGUGGUGGUUCUGGGGGAGAAGGUCUCGAUGGCUCUAGGGCUGUCUGACACCUUCAGUGGGCUGAUGGAGGGACAGCUGGCUCAUACAAACUAUGUGGUCAUCAUCUGUACAGGCAAGGGACAGGAGACAGAGUCUUGCAUGGUGGUGACAGGUCAACACCAGUGUCGUGCCCUGACUGAGGGGAUGUUCAGUCUCAGUGAUAGUCUGAGAGAGAUCAGUCAACAGCUGUCCUCUGGCAUGACCCAGGAGCUCACUACCUUCUGCAACUCUCUGGGACCUGAAGGUGAUGUAGAUGUGUUGCUGGAGAGUGCUGCUGUGGAGAACAGGAGCCAACUGACCUCCCUGUCCAUCAGUCAGGAGUGUACAAAAGACAGCAGGCCUGUAGACAGACAGACGGACAGAGCUACAGGCAUCCCCAAAGAGCCAGCCAGAGACACACACACAGACAGAGCAGAGAGCCCCAAGGACUCCUGCUCAGAGUACCGUGUGGAGUGGCGGGAGGUGCGGCCCAUCCAGUUGGUGGUAGCCAGGAAGCUGCUGUCCCAUGUGUGUGCCAUCGCUGACUCCAGCACUCAGAACCUGGACCUGAGCUCCUUCGACAGGGUCCACUUCCUCAACUGUGUCCCUCCAUCUGAGGUCACCUUCCAACAGACUGUACUGCAUCUCUGGAACUCAGCUCUGAAAUCUGACCUCCCUGGCCUUGGUCUCAGCGCUCCCUCUGUCCCUCACCCUGCCUCGGUUCUCCAGCCCCCCCGAACCUUCCCCGACAGCAUUGCUGUGGACCCCCUCCAUCCCAACACCACCCCCCAAGGCCCUCACCGCCCCCCCAACACCCAGCGCCGGCCCUCCAAGUCCAUUUCCUUGGUUUCCUCCUCCCCCCUACCCCCCUCUCUCCUUCAGUGCUGCUCCUGGCCACGGGGGGUGAGCCGCCCCCCUUCCCUGCUGCUGCCCCGGGGACUCUAUGACAUCAUCAAGGCACGCGACGGGAGCAGGCUGCCUCGCUGCACCUCCUUCCUACCACACCGGUCUGUGACCUGGGUCAGCCCCUUCAGACCUCUGCUGAGUAAGAUGAUGACGUGUACAGAACAGUCUCUGUAUUACCGCCAGUGGACCAUCCCACAGCCUCACCACAUGGACAGCAGCAACCGCCCGGCAAAGGGGCGCACAGACUUCCAUCCCCGCAGACUGCUGCUCAGCGGACCCCCACAGGUAUACACAGACAUACACACACGCAGACUGCUGCUCAGCGGACCCCCACAGGUAUACACAGACAUACACACAUGCAGACUGCUGCUCAGCGGACCCCCACAGGUAUACACAGGCAUACACACAUGCAGACUGCUGCUCAGCGGACCCCCACAGGUAUACACAGACAUACACACAUGCAGACUGCUGCUCAGCGGACCCCCACAGGUAUACACAGACAUACACACAUGCAGACUGCUGCUCAGCGGACCCCCACAGGUAUACACAGACAUACACACACGCAGACUGCUGCUCAGCGGACCCCCACAGGUAUACACAGACAUACACACACGCAGACUGCUGCUCAGCGGACCCCCACAGGUAUACACAGACAUACACACACGCAGACUGCUGCUCAGCGGACCCCCACAGGUAUACACAGACAUACACACAUGCAGACUGCUGCUCAGCGGACCCCCACAGGUAUACACAGACAUACACACAUGCAGACUGCUGCUCAGCGGACCCCCACAGGUAUACACAGACUUCCAUCCCCGCAGACUGCUGCUCAGCGGACCCCCACAGGUGGGGAAGACAGGGGUGUACCUCCAGUUUCUGGGCAUCCUGUCUCGUAUGCUGAUCCGACUGAUGGAGGUGGACAUCUAUGAUGAGGAAGAUAUCAACUUCAGUGGUCAGCUGGAGCGUGUCCAGUACCAGCCAACCUGUGCCUCCUGGCCAGUCACAGACACACUGAGGGGCAUUCCGUUUGACUACACCGUCCACGACCCCAAAUAUGAAGACAUCAGCACUAUCUACUGCCCUGGCUACUACCCCAACACUGAUGGAAUCCCCAGACGUCAGGAGGACGUGUAUCUGCGGAGGCGUACAGCCAGAAUCAAACUGUCUAAAUACGCAGCCUACAACACCUACCACCACUGUGAGCAGUGUCACCAGUACACGGGCUUCGACCCAGCAUACCAGAUGUAUGAGUUGACCCUGCAUGCCUUCACCUUCUCCCACCUGCUGCUGGGGGAGGAUAUUCAGCUCUACUUCAUCAUUCCCAAGUCUAAACACCACCACUUCAGCUUCAGCCAACCAGGAGGCCAACUAGAGAGCAUGAGACUGCCCCUCACCUCCAAUUGGAACCCAGACUGUAUCAAGAGUCCCAUCUUCACCCCAACAACAGGUCGUCAUGAGCAUGGCCUGUUCAACCUGUACCACACCAUGGAUGGGGCGGCCCACCUCCACAUCCUGGUCAUCAAGGAGUAUGAGAUGGCUGUCUAUAAGAAGUACUGGCCCAACCACAUUAUGCUGGUGCUGCCCACCAUCUUCAAUGGAGCCGGGCUCGGUGCGGCCCACUUCCUGAUCAAGGAGCUGUCCUAUAACAACCUGGAGCUGGAACGCAGCCGCAGGGUGGAGGGAGGAGGGCCGCCAGCUGACGUCUGGCCCUUCAUCAUCCUCUCUGACGACUCCUGCGUCAUGUGGAACGCUGUGGACCUGGACUCACACAGUACCUCAGGCCCUGCAGAGAGGAACGUGUCUCUGAAGCAGAUGUUGCAGCACAUGGAGGCGUGUCUUGACCUCACACAGUUCGGCGUCUGUGGGAUCAGGAAGUGGAGCAGUCACUCCCCAGGUCAGGGGUCAGGGGGAGGAGCUCGUCACAGGGAGCCUUUCUCCAGAGGACACCUCCACGACUUCCUGCUUCUAAACGUGGACCUGACCCAGGGCAUCCAGUUCAACCAGAACAGGUUUACGUGUGAUGAUGUUGACUUUACCCUGCGAGUCCACAGCGCUGGUCUGCUCAUCUGUCGUUUCAACAACUUUAGUGUGAUGAAGAAACAGAUCUCUAUUGGAGGAUACCACACCUUCAUCAUCAAGAACAAGAUGACUGACGUCCCCACCUCGGUCCAGCCGUCUCAGUAUAUCUGUGCCCCGGACAGCAAGCAUCCAUUCCUGGCCACGCCUGCACAGCUACUGCUGGAGAAAUACCUGCAACACUCUAGCCUGUUCCCCCUUAGCACAUGCAACUACACACACCCCAUACUGUCUGUAGACUGCUACCUCAACCUGGGGCCUGAGGUCACGGUGUGUUUUGUGAGUUCCAGACCUCACUCCAUCAACAUCUGUACUACAGGGCUGCUGUUCAGCGGCCUGUUGCUCUGCUUCUGGGAUUCCUUCAUCACGCCAGGAUUCCUAAAGAACUUUCACUUCCUCAAAGGGGCAGUUCUGUGUGUGAUAUGUGCUGACCGCAGCUCUCUGAGACAGACAGUGGUGAGGCUGGAGCUCGAGGACGAGUGGAGGUUCCGGCUGAGUGACGAGUUCCAGACAGCCAACGCUAAAGAGGACCGGCCCCUCUUCUUCCUCACAGGGAAACACAUAUGAACCCCCCCUAACUCCUAAAUCCAUGAAUCUCAACCAGUACCCUCAGCUUGAACCCUGCUGUAGGUUCAAAACAGAAAGGCAAAAACUGUCUGUACACUUCUAGUGGAUCAAGCCAAUAACCUAUGGAGAGUAUAGCUGCUAGUGAAUAUAGCUAUGAGUCUGCGACUUGUAUGGCUCUGUUUACUGUAGCAUUGCUGUGGUAUUUACUACAAUACUACAAUACUCCAAUCAGCCCUCCUCCUCUCUGGUGUGAUUUGUUACAAGUCAUCAUUCCACAGUGCAUGCCACCAUUCUUAUUGUAGAUAAUGAAGUGUCGUUUUUUUUAAAGAAGUUUUUUGUGAUAUACAAUGAUUCAAUAUUUUGCAUAUAUUUUGACAGUUUUGUGUCAUGUAAAAAGUACUUAUCUAUGUAAAAGAAGAUGUUUUCUUUAGUGAUUUCACGCCAGUGUUCUUCAAGAGGUGAGAACUCUUAUGUGUAUGUGGCUCUCAUUUCUGACGCUCUGUGUUUGUGGUCUCCUGAUUAUCAAUAUGUUGAGAAACUUGAAUUGAUGUUGUCAUGUUCUAUAGACACAAUGUCCUGUGUACUGUUAUGUUUUACAAUGUAUACAAUGUACAUGUACAAAUGUACAUGUUCUGAAAACAGUCUCAAUCUAUUUUACAGUAUCUGCUGUUGGUUAUGCUGUACAUCCGUCUGAAUGAUGUUUUUUACCAUCAGGUCCGAGAGAACCACUCAGAGUGCAGGCUUUCAUUCCAGCCCAGCACUAACACACCUGUUUCAAAUAAUCAACUAAUCACAGGCUGUAUGUAGUCUGGACCAGGAAUAGUUGAUGCGGGGCUGGAACAAAAGCCUAUGCACCCAUUUGCUGUCCAGGUGCUGGAGUCAUAAAACCCUGCUCUAAACAUUGACUCACUGCUCUUCACACAUCUCUCACAGCAACUCUCAUUUCCCACCACUAGUGGGUGGUGUCUCCCUGUUUAUUCCCCCCUUUGUAUUAUUUUUGCUACACAUAGGAGAUGCGACACUAUCUGUGGCCAGCAGAGAACAGCACACACUAUACAUUUAAACUGACGGUCAAUGGAAGCUAUUGCCACUGGGCUCAAGUUGAGGACAGAUGAGAACAAUUAAUCAAGUCCAAUUGAAAUGUGCCUUACUGACACCUAACAGUGUUACCUUACGCCUAAGUUUUCCUCUUAGCGAACCACUAAGAUAAUCAGUCAUUAUGUAAGAGUCUUGUGGCCUACUGUAGUUAUACAGUAUUAUACAACGGGUGGGUGGGUAUAAUCCUGAAUGCUGAUAGGUUAAAACCGCAUUCCAGCCAGUGUCUAUUCCACAAAUUGCCACUGGCUAAAUCUAUGACUUUAAAAUGCCUUUUUACUCUGUUCCAUCUGACUGCGCAAUCCACUGUCUCAUCAGCCCAGCCAAGCAAUUUAUAAACUUUAU